AUGCCCUCGAAGAAGCGCACAAGCAAAAAUAAGGAGAAGAAGUCUUCCAAAAAGGAGGAGGCGACCGCUGAGAACAUCCAUAAUGGGCCCAAGAUGGACGCUUGGACGCUCUCCAAGAAACUACCAGCUGUGGCCAAUGCCAUCCGCGAGGGACGCAUGAAACCAAAGGAACUUGCCAAGGUUGUGGAGAAAGCAACCGCAGAAAGCCUAUUGGCACAACUAAGCAAACAUUUGCCGGAUCGCCUCAAAGGCGGCAACGCUCCUAUCAAAAGAGUUCAAGAGUUGAAUAUCAUGACAGGGGGCGACGAUUUGCUGUGUGAUCUAUGCCGCAUGGCUUUGUUUAUCACCAUUUGUGCUGAAAUCAUUUACCGCAACAAGAACUUCAGCCUGGAACAUUUGUGUUGUGAUAUCGCCUAUACUAAAAGCUUGGAAGGCCUCGACAAGAAACUGGAAGCUUCGGCUCGAGGAGUGAAAAAAGGACGGGAUACAAUCCGUCAGCAAUGCUGGGAGUGCGGACAGCAUGCCAAAGCUUACAAAUGCACACUCUGUGCGGCUGCUCGCUAUUGUUCGAAGGAGUGCCAAAAGCAGAGCUGGAAAACUGGGCACAGAGGUGCUUGUGCCGAUUUGAAAACAAUAUAUGAACGAUUCACGAGCAACCUGCAACGUGUGGAUCAAGCAAUGGCGCUCCAACAGGAAGAGUGCGAGCAUCCACUCUGCGACGGUUGCACUCUUCAACCUGCGGGCGCCAAAGAUUUCUCGUUGAUACCCGCCAUGUUGUCGGGGCAGAGCUUGCCAGUCCAACCAGAUCCAACGGGUGGGAUUACGAUUGACCACAUGUACAAGAGCCUGGCCCAUGUUGUCAGCGGACGCUCUCAUUGGAUGUUUCCCAAUGUGUUUAGCAUGCCGUUGGAGGACUAUCUCAGCUGCACUGUUUUGGAACGAGGCGAGAACUGGGAGGUGAAAUAUGUCAAAUUUGGUCUGCUAUUUCUCGCGGCUGAUAUCGAAACCAUCCCCGCUCGCACUUUGGACUCCUGGAUUGAUUGUGCCAAAGGCACUCUCCGCAAGCUGUCCGAAACUGGAGAGCUGAUGCCCGUGGAACGUUUCAUUGGCCUCUACCAUCGGUUUGGCUUAGCCACUCAGGAGGGAUAUGAGGACCCAUCGUCGCGCUUGAAGUCCGUGGCCAAGUCCAUGACAAUAAUGAUGAAGUGCUUUCACAAGACAAAUGUGCUUGAUGACGACAAGCUGCAAGCAGAGAUGGCUGAUUUUGAUGCUGAUGAUGACGACGACGAUGACGGCAACUGGUAA
Messenger RNA from Seminavis robusta, 1305 nucleotides. NCBI's taxonomy places the organism in Eukaryota, Bacillariophyta, Bacillariophyceae, Naviculales, Naviculaceae. The record is from the annotation of a GenBank genome assembly.